AUGUUCUACGCUACCAUACUUCCACUCGUUUCACUGCUCUUCCCAUAUGUGGGAGCUCAGUACGGUGGUUACAAUCCAUGGAACUCAUAUGGUCCAAGCUACAAUCCAGCUCCACAGAUCCCUUAUCGGUACAAUGGCUACAAUCGAUGGAAUCCACUUGGUUCUAACUUCAACCCGGUCCCACAAAGCACUUUUCAAGGUGGCGUGUUCAGUCCCGACUGGGGAAAGAAACUACAAGAGAAGAUAGAGCAACAAAUCAAGAACAGCCUGAAACAUUCCGGCAACGGAAAUGACAAUAAUGGCAACAUAUCAAUCAAUAACAAUGGUGGCAAUAUAGAAAUCAAUACAGAAAAUGGUCAGACAGUAGUGAAAGCGACGAUUGGCGGAAAACUGUACAUGGCCACGUUCCAAGGGACCAACAACUCGAUCUCCACCUCCGCGAACACCAACUAUAGUAAUGGGCAGCUUGAACAUAUAUUCAAGAUCACUGUAAACAACGAAACUUACAUCUACACAACAAUCAACGGCCAGACUACUGUCACCGACGGCCAGGGGCAGCCAGAAGUUGAGGUAGUACAGGUUCCAGUUCCAGUCCCAGUACCUAGUCCUGUGGCGGUUCCGGUACCCACUCUAUCAUUGGCUGCCGAACCCAGCUCAGGUUCAUUUUCGAGUGCUGCAUCCAGUCCGGCAAUGGCAGCUGUACCAAGCCCCGAGCUGAUGGCAAUUCCGCCGGAACCUAUACUAGCUAUGACACCCGGUGGUCCUGGAACGGUCAUCAGUACAAAAGACGGGAAUACUUUAGUUACUGCCACAAUUGGUGGGAAACGUUAUACUGCCCAAUUUCCUGGUGAAACCAAUUCGAUCUCCACCUCUUCAUCAAUGGAGGAUGUCAAUGGAAGAUCCGCAUCAGUAUUUACAAUAACAGUCAACGGCAAAACAUACAUCUACAAGACGGUAGACGGUAAUACAACUGCCACUGAUGGUCAAGGGAAUACCCUCAGCAAUGGAGGUCCAUUUGGUGUUAUUUCCGGUUAG
This is a messenger RNA of Haemonchus placei, 1035 nucleotides long. The record is from the annotation of a GenBank genome assembly. NCBI's taxonomy places the organism in Eukaryota, Metazoa, Nematoda, Chromadorea, Rhabditida, Trichostrongylidae.